AUGCAAUCGAACGAGAUCACCACCGCAGAAGCAAUCGAAGACAAGGUCUUUCUAGUCACCGGCGGAUUGGGCUACGUGGGUUCCGCCCUCUGCCUCGAACUACUCCGCCGAGGAGCUCGCCAAGUCCGCGCCUUCGAUCUCCGACCAACUUCCCCAUGGUCCAAAUCUCUCACCACCGCCGGCGUCCAAUUCAUCCAAGGGGACCUCACCGAAAAGGAAGAUGUAGGCAAUGCGAUUCGCGGCGCCGACUGCGUCUUCCACUUGGCCUCGUACGGCAUGUCCGGCAAAGAAAUGCUCCGAUUCACGCGUGUCGACCAGAUCAACAUCAACGGCACCAGCCACGUUUUGGAAGCUUGCCUCCAGUUCGACGUCGCCCGGCUUGUUUACGUCAGCACGACCAAUGUCGUCUUUGGAGGGAAGGAGAUCGUCAAUGGGAAUGAAUCCUUGCCUUACUUCCCUCUCGACGAUCACGUCGACCCUUAUAGCCACAGCAAGUCCAUUGCCGAGCAAUUGGUGCUAAGUCACAGCGGCCGCCCUUUUAAGACCAAUAACAGGGGAAAGCUACACACUUGUGCAGUCCGUCCAGCCGGCAUCUACGGACCAGGAGAAGAGAGGCAUCUUCCUAGAAUCAUAUCCCACGCUAAAUGGGGUUUGCUGCCAAUCAGAAUCGGCGAUAUGAGCGUCAUGACCGACUGGGUCUACGUCGAAAACCUCGUCCUCGCGUUGAUUCUCGCAAGCAUCGGACUUUCCGAUGGCAGAGGAGAUCUAGAAGGGAAAUCCCCUGUGGCUUCUGGCCAAGCAUACUUCAUAUCCGAUGGUUCUCCGAUCAACAGCUACAAGUUCAUGCAACCACUGCUGAGAAGCCUAGGCUACGACAUACCAAAGGUUUCCGUACCCGUCUCUCAUGUGAUUGCUACAGCUAGAGCUUCCUGGGCCAUCUACAAAUUCUUGUACACGUGGUUGAACCACGCCUGGCUUCCUCCGCCGUUGAUCCUCCCCGCGGAGAUUCACAAAGUAGGGGUGACGCAUUACUUCUCAAACUUCAAGGCCGAGGAGGAACUAGGGUAUGUGCCUCCUGUUACGCCUCGAGAAGCGAUGGACGCGACGAUUUCGUACUGGCAGGAGAGGAAGAGGGAGACGUUGGACGGACCGACGAUAUGGCCGUGGUUGAUUGUUGGGUUUGGAUUGGGUAUGCUGUUCUGUGCCGCGUUUGUGCCGAAUGCAGCAGGACCGGUUGUGCCGUUGUUGAGAGGUUUCAGCCUCGUGUUCCUGCGGUCGAUGUGGAUGGUCAGGGCGGUGGCUGUAGCGGCCGCCGUCGCGCAUGUGGCUGAGGCUGUGUAUGCGUUGGAGCUGGCCAAGAAGGUGGAUCCUGUCAACGCCAAGGGAUGGUUUUGGCAGACUCUUGCUCUCGGCUUCUUUUCCUUGCGUUUGCUGCUCAAGAGAAGAGAGCUAGGUAGGUAGACAACUAGAGUUAAGGUCCGAG
Molecule: messenger RNA, 1483 nt
Organism: Linum tenue
Lineage: Eukaryota; Viridiplantae; Streptophyta; Magnoliopsida; Malpighiales; Linaceae
Source: the annotation of a GenBank genome assembly